GGUGCCGGAGCGAGCAGCGGGUGAUGGGGAAGAGGCGAGCGCGGCGCUGAGGUCCCGCGGGGCCGGAUGAGCGGCGGCUUGGCGUCGCGGCGGUGGCGGGGCUGGAGGAGGGGGCGAAGGAGGCAGCAGGGGCGGCCUCCACUCCGGCUGCCCUGAGGGGAAGGAGCCCCCGACCAUGGAAAUCGAGAACAUCGUGGCCAACACGGUGCUGCUGAAAGCCCGAGAGGGCAAACGGAGUGGACGUAGUAAAAAAUGGAGGGAGAUGCUGAAGUUGCCGCCUGUUAGUCAGUGUGAAGGUAUUAGAUGCUCAAUUGAAAAAGAUUAUAACCAGCUUUGUGACAAACAGCCGAUAGGAAGACUUCUCUUCAGGCAGUUUUGUGAUUCCAGACCAGACUUGAAAAGAUGCAUUGAAUUUCUGGAUGCAGUGGCAGAAUAUGAGGUAUCUUCAGAUGAAAAGCGUAUAGACUGCGGCCUGAAAGUCUUAGAGACCUACUUCACUAAUGGGUCUGCAGCACACUUGCCAGAAAUACCUCAGGAAACAGUAAAUGAAUGUAAAGCAAGACUGGAAGAGAAUCCUUCUAAAGAUCUUUUUGUGGAUUGUACUAGAAUUGUCCAUGAAUACCUAAGCAGGAGGCCUUUUGAAGCUUACCAAGAGAGUGUGUAUUUUUCCCGGUUCUUACAGUGGAAAUGGCUGGAGAAGCAACCAGUAACCAAACACACGUUUAGGCAUUACCGAGUACUUGGCAAAGGUGGAUUUGGAGAGGUGUGUGCUUGUCAAGUACGUGCAACAGGAAAAAUGUAUGCUUGUAAGAAGCUAGAAAAAAAGAGAAUAAAGAAGAGGAAAGGAGAAUCAAUGGCUCUAAAUGAAAAAAGAAUCUUAGAAAAAGUGAAUAGUAGGUUUGUAGUUAGUUUAUCCUAUACGUAUGAGACAAAAGAUGCCCUCUGUUUAGUGUUAACCAUAAUGAAUGGAGGGGAUCUGAAGUUUCACAUAUAUAACAUGGGAAAUCCUGGCUUUGAUGAAGAAAGGGCUAUUUUCUAUGCUGCAGAACUGUGCUGUGGUCUGGAGGAUUUGCAGAAGGAGAGAAUUGUUUACAGAGACCUGAAGCCUGAAAAUAUACUCCUUGAUGACUGUGGACAUAUUAGAAUUUCAGAUCUUGGAUUAGCUGUGCAGAUUCCAGAAGGAGAAACGGUCAGAGGACGGGUUGGCACUGUUGGUUACAUGGCUCCAGAAGUGCUCAAAAAUGAAAAAUACACAUUCAGCCCAGAUUGGUGGGGUCUUGGUUGCUUAAUUUAUGAAAUGAUUGAAGGACAGUCACCAUUCAGAAAGCAUAAGGAAAGGGUCAAACGGGAUGAGAUUGACCGGAGAGUAAAGGAGGACCAAGAAACAUAUUCAGACAAGUUCUCUGAAGAGGCAAAAUCCAUUUGCAGGAUGUUACUUGCAAAAAAUCCAGGGGAGCGACUGGGUUGCACGGAAAAUGGAGCUGCUAUUGUGAAACAACAUCCUAUUUUCAAGAAUAUUAACUUCAAGAGGCUGGAAGCUAACAUGUUGGAGCCUCCAUUUUUGCCAGAUCCACGUGCCGUGUAUUGUAAAGAUGUCCUGGACAUAGAGCAGUUCUCUACAGUAAAAGGAGUGAACCUGGAUACUACAGAUGAUGACUUCUAUUCCAAAUUUGUUACGGGUUGUGUCUCAAUCCCUUGGCAAAAUGAGAUGAUUGAAACAGGAUGUUUUGAAGAUAUUAAUGCAUGUGAAACUGAUGGUACUGUGUCACCGGACAGAGAGAGGUCUCCUAAACCAAAGAGAGGCUUCUUUCACAGACUUUUUAGUGGAGAGGUCUGCUUUAAAUCUGAUUGCAGUGAUGAGGAGCAGGAGUCCUCUAGACUUUAAAUCACUUUACUGUCAUCAGAAAGGAUUAGCAAACUUUAAAUGUUUUAUAUCUCUGUAGCAAAGUGUAUUAUAUAUAUUUUUUAUGAGUUUAAGAAUUUUUGUACAUUUGUACUUCAUUUGUUUUAAGAUGUAUAUUUUUCACUAAAGCUUAAUUGUACAAAAAACGAGUGCCAUUUGAGUGAGUGUGUUUCUGUAUGUAUUUGAUUUAUCAUCUUCUCCCCACUUCUGCAAUGCAAUGAAUCUAGAAAUACUAAUAAGAUUUUCAAGCAGAGAAAUAAUAUCUGUGGCAUAAACUUAAUUUGACUUUUUUUUGCUCCUGGUAAAAAUCUUCUUGUUCAUUAGACCUUUAUUAGCUGUUUUCUUAAGAGUAAAAUUGCUGUACUGAUAAAGUUAAUAACUCUCGUAUUAUCUGACUGCAUGGCAGUGCUAUCAUCUAAUGCAUCUCAAGAAAACUGCUAAGGAAAUAAAGGAAUUCAGUGCACUGUGGCUAGCUAUUAUGAAGUGCUGUUUGCUAUAUAGAUCUGAAAAUAGUCUUGGUCUUAUUUUUAUCUAGAAUUCUGGACAUUUAGCUUAAUCUUGUGACCAACUGUAUUACCCCCCUGCUCCUUUCUAUCCUUCGUACACAUUCUCUCUGUACAGUUCCUCCACAUGGGCCAUGCAAGUAGACCUUUGCCAAAAUUUUAUAACUAUGCUUUUAUGUACUUUGUUGCCUUACUAAAAGGACUUUUUUUAACCUGUGGGAGCUCAUUUUUAUUUUUGUCUGUAAAUGAAAUUGUUUACAACUCCGUGUAGGAUGUUAGGGUUUUAUAAUGGGUAAGAAAACAAACCACAGGCUCUUAAUACUAUCUUCUCUGCUUAUCAUGUUGUGAUAUGCAACAUUGUAGGGUUGACGGUGAUCACUGCCACUGAGGGAAGGACAAGCUAGUGUUAGUAUUAAAUUUAACAAUGUAAAUAAUCUUUCCUUGUAACUUUCAAAAGCAUAAAGAUUAAAACCUUCCUGAUUUUAGCUAAGAUUGCUUAAUGCAGCUGUGGAGCUGCUGUUGAAGCUUUAGUUAUGAUUACUUUAUGUUUGUGAGUAAAAACAGUUUCUAGUUUGGAAGCUUGUAAAAAUGUCUGUUCUUCUGGGCUCCAAGUAUGCCAGGCUUUAUUUUGAAAAGCUCUGUGGGAAGCAGUUUAUCUGUAUAGCAGAAGAAACUUAGGGGACACAUUUCAUGAGCCUGUUUUGUUUUCAAAAUUUAAAUUAGUCUUGAAAUAUUCUUGGAGUUGUGACUUUUUGCUAUACAUUAUGUUCUGUAUUCUGAAGAUGGUCUCCACAGAGCAUGGUUGUUUUUUUUUUUUCCAUUUUCUGAUCUGUAGGAACCAAGCAGACUGCAUAUGUUCUAUAUGCACCAACUGAAUAUCUACCUCAAUAGGUUUCUGCUUGUGAUUCACAGACCCCCUGGGUCUAUCCAAGGAUGCAUCUGAUAGUCAAGCCUACUGCAGGUGUAAAUUCAAAGUAUUUUGUUUCUGUGGAGAAAUGUUUUAAUGGAUUAGAAUUUGAAGUAAGUUGGAAAACUGAAGUUUUACAAGAUUCUGCUGGGGUGCCUAUUUGAAAUUGUUCCUCUUGAAUACUGUACCACAGAAAUGAGGAAUUAGACUCUUUUCCUGUGUUUUCAGUGUGUGUUUCCUGAUGUCUAAAAUGACGCAGAGGACAGCAAAAUGUCUACCACGGAAGAGAGAAAUUGGCAGUGGGAGAGAGAAAUUCCUGCAUGACAAUCUGAUGCAAUAGUGCAGGAAUGGGAGACUUGACAGAAAGAGAAAUAGGUGAAAUAAGGGUGUUGGCUAGAACCAUUAUGUGUGAGAGAAUGAGCUGGCACAGUCUGACCUGACCCUCUUUAUUAUGUACAACAAUAGGAGAAGGACUCUAUUUCUCCGUUCCCACCUUUCUGGAGAGGUAACAAAAGUGUUCUAGAAGUACCUACCUGAUUGGGCUAUGGAUCAUGUUUCUCUUACUAAGGGUUUAAUUUUUAAAUAUCUUAGGUUUACCAUUCUUAGUGAAAUAAAGGUGACAGUAUUAACAUCAGACACAUGGAGUGACAGUCUGGAUUUAAUGUCUGCUUACAGUAACUCGAGAUUUGGGUGAGAAUACCACGGACACAAUCUGGGUAACUUUUGUGAAGAAAAUAUAGGAAUUGACUGAAACAAAGAAAAUGUGAAAGUAUAUUCAUCAUGUAUGUCAAAUUCCUUCUCCAUUUUAGAGAGAGGAGUUCUAACAUAAAUAAAAAAUUAACCCCCACUUUGGAGUGCAGAGGUUUCGCACUUUUUCUCCAGGGUUCUCCCAAAAAAAGAAACUAGAUAAACAGGCAAGCUGUUCCUAAUAAUUGGUUCUUUCAAUUUUUAUACUUCUGCUCCUCUGGACAAGGAACUUUUGACCACAUGUGGCUUUUUUGCAUGUUUUUCUGAAGCUUUCAUUUCACAAGUUUUUCCUUGAGUUAUGAAUAAUACUUCUAAGUAUUUUUUUUUAAGGGUAACUACAUGUUAGCAGGGUUAAGACCUAAAUUCUGAUUUUUGCCACUAAGGUCAAGACAACAUUUUUCAACUGUAAAUUUGUUCCUUUUAUCUCCAUUCAAUGCAUAUGACCUUAUUCUUUGCACAAUUUACUAACUUCAUUAUUUAUAUGAAAAAUAAAUACAUUAAAGCUGUCAAAACCUGCACAAGCAUCAAUGUUUAAAAUGUAAGCAAUUAGAAAUAUAAGCACAUAAUAACAAGAUAUUAUUUAAUGUAAAUCAUCAAUUAGCACAAGAAACUGCAGGAAUCAAUGUAAUUCUCUUUAUACGGUACAUGCAGAUGAAGAAAUUAUGCUAUGUAAUCUAAAGUGAUUAAUGUUACUAGCUUGGAGAUUCACUUUGAGAAGUGUGAAAAGGGUAAGGAGAUUAAAGUGAAACACUGUUGUAUGAUAAAUGUAAUAUGAAUUUUGUUCUUGAUUUUUUCAUAGGAUGCAGAUGAGAGGAGGCAGGAGGUUGUAAUUACUGACGAUGUAGACUUUUAUUUCCAUGAAGCUAUAAUUAAGAAAAAGAAUUUCUUGUAGUUCAGAAUGCCUUCAUUACACCUCUAUGAAUUCAGGUUCUAGAUCUCUUAGAAGAUUUUAGUAGCAAUGAGACAAUCCAGCAACUCAACUGCUUUCUUCUGUUGACGUGAGAUAUGGAAAGAUCUAUCCAUUCUGUGGAGUUAUUUCAAUGAGAUCAAUUCUCCUCUGUGGCUUUUGUUUCCAAACAUUUGUUUAUGUAAGUCUUAUUGUCUGCUUGUGCGUACCUCACGAAUCUACACAUAGAGCACCAAAUUCAAACUGUGAAACAGUGUACCAGUAUCUUAUUGGUUUACUUCUGAUUAUUGUGACCCACAGAACAGAAUCUUCAUGUCUCAGGUUUGAUGUCUUUCUUCAGAAGAAACUGUCAGCUUUUUUUUCCUUAGAGCUGUAAGGAUCAUAAUAAAGAUGUUAGAAUCUAGAAACAAUACUAACAAACCAGUCUUAGUUGGGGGUAAAAAAAAAAAAAAAACCCAAAAAACUCAGAAUAAAAUUGCCUAUUUUGAGAAAUGUGAUAGAAGCUAUUAAAAACAAGCAAAGAAAACCCAAUAAUUUUUAGAAGGUACUUCUGUUGUUUCUUCCAAGAUUAUAGCUGUAAGAAAUUUUUCAUAGCCAGAAAUGAGGAAUAUUUGUUCAGUUGCUAAGUCUGAUGUCUUUGUGCUGGCUCUGCUAUUUUUUAAAGAAAGCAGAAAACAUUUCACAAUGUUGAAGCAAAAUCUGAUAUGGAUUGUAUUUGGUAGUCAUAAUAAGAAAGAUUCAUGUAAGCGUCAAUAUGUUCAACUGUUACUUUAGUAACUUGCAACUAGUUAGUUAGCAGAAAUAUUUGUAUUUUCUCAUGGUUUACCGGGUAUAUUAAGUUAACAGUAGAGAUGUGAUCUUCAUUUUUGAAGAUUUUUCAGUAGGAGCUUUUCUUUAAGACAUACUGAGGAAGUCUUUCUUUCUUUCUUUUUUUAAGAUAAGCUAAAUUUAUGUUUACUUUGAUUUGAAUUACCUGCCUGGCUCCUUUUGGUAGUAAUGACGUCUCUUCUGCUGAAUGUACAGUUCUUUUAUUUCAGAGUUGUCCGUGUAUUUUAUUAUAAGGUUUUGCAUAUGGCACAUAGGUAACGUUCCUCUCAUGUUCCACGUAUGUCCAAACCACCAGAAUUCCUUCCAGUUAUAGCAGUGUUGACUGUUAAAUGUGAUGUGUUAGUUCCAGAAUUUCCAAACCACUGAAGUAAUUGUUGUAUGAGCUGUUUUCCUGGAUGUUCUAGCAUUGUUAUUCUUGAAAUAAAAGCAAAACACUGCCACGUCUCCCAAA
Gallus gallus (chicken) is the source of this 6246-nucleotide messenger RNA. It is a transcript of the gene GRK4, whose product is annotated as G protein-coupled receptor kinase 4. The coding region runs from base 176 to 1885 and encodes 569 amino acids. NCBI's taxonomy places the organism in Eukaryota, Metazoa, Chordata, Aves, Galliformes, Phasianidae. Gene Ontology annotation, cellular component: cytoplasm. Gene Ontology annotation, biological process: signal transduction; regulation of signal transduction; protein phosphorylation. The record is from RefSeq and is marked provisional. Gene Ontology annotation, molecular function: G protein-coupled receptor kinase activity; ATP binding. The transcript has 16 exons.